CAAAAAUUAAGAAAGAAAAAAAGAAAACAAAAAGAAAACUGAGGCAGCAAAAGCCUAAGUGGUGAAGAGUGAAGUUAUGUCGUUUGUUGUUGAUAUUAAUGGAGCAGCAGAAUUGGUAGCUAAAGAUGCAAAUCGGAGUGGAAGAUCAAGUACGAGCGCUCAUGGUGAAAAUAUCUAUGAGAAAUUGAAGAAGGCGGCUCAAGAUGGAGAUGUAAAAAGACUCUACCAGUUGAUAGCAGAAGAUCCAGACAUUCUAGCUCACUUUGAUAAAGCGCCCUUUUGUGAGACGCCACUACACAUUGCAGCUGAAAGAGGGCAAACUCAUUUUGCCAUGGAGUUAGUGACCCUUAAGCCAUCAUUUGCUUCGAAGCUGAACGUGUCAGGUUUCAGCCCGUUGCAUUUAGCCCUGCAAAACAAGCACACUCGAAUGGUGAGAGGGUUUGUGGCAAUUGACAGCAGCUUAAUCAGGAUCAAGGGGGAAGGAAGGAUUACUCCUUUGCAUCAUGUGGCUCAAACAGGCGAUGCAGAGUUGUUGAGUGAGUUCUUGUUCGCUUGUCCUUCUUCCAUAGAAGAUUUGACGACUAAGUGUGAGACAGCUGUGCACAUUGCCGUGAAGAAUCAGCAGCUUUUGGCAUUUAAGGUUCUGUAUGGAUGGGUCAAGAGAGAAGACAGGAAGAAAGUCUUGGACUGGAAGGAUGAAGAUGGUAACACAGUCUUCCAUAUUGCUGCAUCAAUGAAUCAAACUGAGGUCAUAAAGUUGCUGCGUAAAACCGUUAAAGUAGAAGCCAAGAACUUGGAUGGCAAAACCGCCAUGGACAUACUCCAAACUUCAAAAACUCCAAAAUAUCCCACAAAGACUCUUGCGGGAUAUUUGAGCCAAGAUCUAUCGUUUAUUGAGGAACAUGAAAUUCUCUUGGGGCUGAGCAAUGCGAGCAUGACUAGUGAAGGAUCUCUAAAGACUAGCAAACGCCACGAUGCAAUACUUGUGGUGGCUGUACUGAUAGCAACAGCUACAUACCAGGCUGGUCUCAGUCCUCCAGGCGGACUUUGGCAGGAGAAUUCCGAACGCAACGCUACCUAUCCAAAUAUACACAAGGCUGGGGAGAUGACUAUGUCUUUCUACCCUGCCUUCAUUUUUCUAGGCAUCAACGGGUUGGCCUUCUUUUUUUCUAUAUAUGUGAUCACACUCCUCAUAAUUGGACUCCCCAUGUGGAAGUUCAUCAAUAGCGCAACGUUGGCUUUAUGUGUUGCUCUUUUAUCAUCAUACACCAAAAUAUUCCCGAAAUCACCUGGCGGAUCUGGACGUUUCUUCAAGGUCUUCAUCAUUAUUGCACUCCCACUUUUUUGGGCAACCAUGCUGUAUGUUACUGGGCGUCAAUUCGAUGAUGAUAAACGUCGCCUGCGCCAAGUGGACUUCCCGGCGAGCUGCUUCAGCUCAUCUAGUGAAUCGGAUCUUCACCUUCCUUUAAUGUGGCGCGCCUGCACCACGGCGACUGCUGUUUUAUUAGCAGAAGCAGUAAUUAUUAUUUUAAUUAUAUUUGUAUUUUAAUGAAUGAAUUUACAACUUUGACUUCUUCUUUCUCUAUUGAGUCUUUGAUUAUCAACAUAUCAAGACUAUGUCCAUUGUAACUUUUGUGUUAAAUAAAAUAUUUACAACUUUGAUAUUGAAUAUA
Eutrema salsugineum is the source of this 1673-nucleotide messenger RNA. Its product is annotated as ankyrin repeat-containing protein BDA1. The record is from RefSeq and is a predicted model, not a curated record. Gene Ontology annotation, molecular function: protein binding. The coding region runs from base 77 to 1549 and encodes 490 amino acids. The transcript has 2 exons. Lineage: Eukaryota; Viridiplantae; Streptophyta; Magnoliopsida; Brassicales; Brassicaceae.